This is a messenger RNA of Cantharellus anzutake, 608 nucleotides long. RefSeq lists its product as uncharacterized. NCBI's taxonomy places the organism in Eukaryota, Fungi, Basidiomycota, Agaricomycetes, Cantharellales, Hydnaceae. The transcript has 2 exons. The record is from RefSeq and is a predicted model, not a curated record. Bases 395 to 577 code for a protein of 60 amino acids.
UUUAAUCUUGGACGUAUAUUGCUCAUUGUAAGGACAUUCACGAUCGAUCGGUCUUAAACCGAGGAUCAUGGACACAGAAUAUUUAUGGAUUGGACGAUGGCUUGAUCUGAGGUGUCGUCGAGAAGCGCCAUUUCAGAGGCAACUGAUUGGAAAUAUGGGAAGGACCAUUGCUUUGCAAUUGUCAGGAGUGACACAGAAUUGAAAUAUCCCGGCUCCCUGGGCCAGAACGAUAGUCGCACAUGAAGUCGAUCACGAUGGGAAUACUACCUACAUCCUUGUAUCACCGGCGAGUUAAGGAGAUCCAUAUGCCUACCGAAGUAGCACGGCCUAUUCUCUAGCUGGUUACUUUUUGGUUCACAUGAACCAGCAGGCGUGAAGAUAUCGUCUCCUGAGCAUGGCCGACCAGGUGACAGAAAUUGCAUCCAUUAAAAGAAGCUGGGCGAACAGCGAGAGUAGUCAUGCCCGGGAUACCAGAACUGAUGUGCAACACCGGCAGGUCAAAUGCUCGAGGCCCACCCGAAUCAGCAGCAACGCGGGCGCGGGGUGUGGCGGACAGCGCACGUCACGGCCCGAGUGAGGAAGUUGCAAAUUGCGGAGCCAUCCCUCAU